AUGAUAUCUCUCACGAUCAGAUAUGUGUCCGGUAUCAUUGUUGCAGUUGUCUUUAUUUCGCAACUUCUCAUCCUCAAUGCUCUGAUCAUCGUGUUGGUGGGUCUUCCCAAGAAUGGGCACACUGCGGUCACUUGGUCAGUGGUGGAGCGCAAAUUUUUGAGUUCCGUGUGGUCCCUAUUCUUUCGUGCAGACUCGACUGUGACCAAGGGAGUCGACCCCGAAAUCGGACUACUCACCUCACUCUGCUGA
This is a messenger RNA of Rhinocladiella mackenziei CBS 650.93, 249 nucleotides long. RefSeq lists its product as uncharacterized. NCBI's taxonomy places the organism in Eukaryota, Fungi, Ascomycota, Eurotiomycetes, Chaetothyriales, Herpotrichiellaceae. The record is from RefSeq and is a predicted model, not a curated record. Bases 1 to 249 code for a protein of 82 amino acids. The transcript is spliced from 2 exons.